GGAGAAUCUACAUGACCAAAAAUUUACAUAUAAUCCAGAUUGUAAUUCACAAACAUCCACAACCAUAACCAAGUCAAGUCAAAUCAACCAACAAAAAGCGUGCACCAACCAUAAGCGAGGCUUCAGAAUGGCGGAACAAGGGACGACGAAUAUGUCUAUGGCACCGGUGGACAGAUUGGCCCGGGUCAAUCAAAAACUUGGAAACUUCCCUUUGGUAAAGAUGGCAGACGGUCAGACUGUCCCAACAGGGACUGUGGCGACCUUGCUGUUCAACAUACGAGCAUAUGACCAGCUCCUCAAAGAAAAUACAGUUGAUGAUAUAUCAAAGAAAGCAGAGCUGGAGAAGUUGGAAGGAGAGAUCAAGGACCCUGUGCCGCUGUUGAUAAACCUAGGCAUGUUCGAGUUGUUCAGCCCCGACGAGUGGUGUGCAGGAGGCGCUGGGAGGCAGCUUGUUGGCAGGACUGCUAAGGGCUUGAUGCCCGCAGAUUAAAUGCAAUCGAGGACGUCGCGAGCCACAACAACUCUUGAGGGUUUGGAAUUCAGUAUGUACCAGUGGAAGCUCACCUUACUUGCGCUUUAUUCCCAAAGAGGCACUAAAUUAAGAAAAAUCAAUGUAAAGUUAUUCAAGUAUACGAUACUUACUGAUAGAUGGACCGCACUCUUCUCUG
Molecule: messenger RNA, 668 nt
Organism: Exophiala oligosperma
Lineage: Eukaryota; Fungi; Ascomycota; Eurotiomycetes; Chaetothyriales; Herpotrichiellaceae
Exons: 2
Coding region: 128-490 (120 amino acids)
Source: RefSeq, a predicted model, not a curated record